UUUUCCCUUGCAAAAUGACAAAACUAACACACUCUCAAAGGCAGACAUUGAGCUCAACCAAAACCAGCGAUAACAAACAGAACCCUGUUACAUUCUCUUCCACUUACCUUAGGAGUUCCUAAACAAUACCGUUGCAAGAUGUUUCAGUUGCUUCUGUUCCUCCUCUUCUUUCUCUCUCCACCGCCACUCUCUCUCUCUCUGAACCAAGACGGUCUCUUCCUCCUCAAAGCCAGGCGCCAACUCUCCGACCCCAACAAUUCUCUCUCUUCGUGGAACUCCCGCGACGCCACGCCAUGCCGGUGGCGCGGCGUCACGUGCGACCCUGUCUCCGGCGCCGUCACCACCGUCAAACUCAUCAACGCCUCCCUCUCCGGCUCCUUCCCCGCCUCCUUCUGCCGCCUCCCCUCUCUCUCGUUUCUCAUUCUCUCUUACAACCUCAUCAACUCCACCCUUUCCGGCGAUGCUGUCGCCGGGUGCCGCAGCCUCCGCCACCUCGACCUUUCCCAAAAUGCCCUUGUGGGUCUCAUUCCUGACACCCUCUCCCAAAUCACCACCCUUGAAUCCCUUGACCUCUCCAGCAACAAUCUCUCCGGCGACAUUCCGGCGACCCUCGCCACCCUCCCCCAUCUCGAAACACUCAUCCUCGUUUACAACCUCUUCAACGGAACAAUACCCAAUUUUCUCGGUAACAUCACUUCGUUGAAAGACCUUCAACUCGCUUAUAACUCGUUCAAACCGGGUCCGUUACCGAGUGAAUUCGGUAACCUCACCAACCUUGAAAACCUCUGGCUCGCACAGUGCAACCUAGUGGGUCCCAUUCCACACUCUCUCGGUAACCUCGCUCGCUUAACGAACCUUGACUUGUCAGCAAAUAGACUCACUGGUUCCAUUCCACAAUCGUUCACGCGCUUGAAGCGCGUGAACCAGAUCGAGCUCUACCAGAACUCGCUCUCCAGUGAGUUACCCACUGGAAUGUCGAACAUGACGAAUCUCCGACUCUUCGACGCGUCAAUGAACGAGUUGACUGGGACGAUUCCCGACGAGUUAAGCGAGUUGCCACUCGCCUCGCUCAAUUUGUACGAGAACAAUCUCGAAGGGUCGUUGCCGGCGAGCAUUGCUCGUUCUCCCAACCUCUAUGAACUCAAAUUGUUCACGAACGGACUCGUUGGGACGUUGCCGAGUGAUUUAGGGAGUAACUCGCCCUUGAAUCACAUUGAUGUUUCGAACAACAAAUUUACCGGCGGGAUUCCGGCGAACCUAUGCCGGCGAGGACAGUUGGAGCAAUUCAUCUUGAUGUACAAUUCGUUUUCUGGGGAAAUCCAUGAAAAUUUUGGGAACUGCAAGAGCUUAAAGAGGGUUCGGUUAAGGAACAAUAACCUCUCAGGCACGGUCCCCGAAGCGUUUUGGGGUCUACCCCAUUUGGAAUUGCUCGAGCUUCUCGAGAAUUCUCUUUCUGGGCACAUUUCUAAUGCGAUUUCCGGUGCUUAUAAACUUUCAAGUUUGUUGCUUUCGAAUAACCGGUUUUCAGGGUCGAUUCCUGAUGAAUUUGGGUUGUUGAAUGGUCUUUUGAAGUUUGCUGCUAGCCAUAAUGAUCUUUCGGGUCGGAUUCCGCAGAGUAUGUCAAAUUUGGGGCAGUUGGUUAAUCUUGAUCUUAGUUAUAACCAACUUUCUGGUGAUCUUUUUGGGGGAAUUGGUCAUUGGACUAAGCUCACUGAACUUAAUUUGGCAAAUAAUAAGUUUGAUGGUAAAAUUCCAAGAGAAUUAGGAAGCUUGUCUUUGCUGAAUUCUCUUGAUCUUUCACUCAACAAUUUUUCUGGUGAAAUCCCACUCCAGUUGCAGAAUUUGAAGCUCUCUGAGAUGAAUUUGUCUUACAACCAUCUAUCUGGUGUUAUUCCUCCCCUUUAUGCCAAUGACAAGUAUAAAAUGAGUUUUGUUGGAAAUCCUGGGCUCUGUGGAUAUCACUCUGGGCUUUGUUAUGGCUCUGGUAAGAGUAAGAACCGGAGCUAUGUGUGGAUUUUGUGGUCCAUAUUUGUGAUUGCUGGAGUUGUGUUCAUUGUUGGGGUGGUCUGGUUUUACUUGAAGUGCAGAAAAGUGAGGAAAUUGAAGAAGGGUUUCAGCACUUCAAGGUGGAGGUCUUUUCAUAAGUUGGGGUUUAGUGAGUUUGAGGUUGCUAAAUUGCUGAAUGAAGACAAUGUAAUAGGAAGUGGAGCAUCUGGGAAGGUCUACAAGGUGGUGCUUAGCAAUGGUGAGGUGGUGGCAGUGAAGAAAUUGUGGGGAGUAUCUGCGAGUGCGAAUGAAAAUGUUGCUUCUGGAAAAGAUGAAUUUGAGGCUGAAGUUGAGACGCUGGGAAGGAUUAGGCACAAAAAUAUUGUAAAGUUGUGGUGUUGUUGCAAUAAUGGUGAUCACAGACUUCUGGUUUAUGAGUAUAUGCCAAAUGGGAGCUUGGCGGAUGUGUUAAAGGGUUGCAAGAAAAAUCGGUUGGAUUGGCCCACUAGGUACAAAAUUGCUAUUGAUGCUGCUGAGGGGCUUUCUUAUUUGCAUCAUGAUUGUGUCCCACCCAUUGUUCACAGGGACGUGAAAUCUAACAACAUAUUGCUGGAUGGAGAGUUUGUGGCAAAACUCGCUGAUUUUGGGGUUGCCAAAAUGGUUACAGGAGCCAGCCAAGGUGCAGAAUCAAUGUCUGUGAUUGCAGGAUCUUAUGGCUACAUUGCACCAGAAUACGCGUAUACUCUUCGGGUGAAUGAAAAGAGUGAUAUCUAUAGCUUUGGCGUGGUGAUUUUGGAGUUGGUAACUGGAAGACCCCCCAUUGAUCCAGAAUAUGGUGAAAAUGAUCUUGUGAAGUGGGUUUCCUCUGCAUUGGAAAAUGAAGGAAUGGAUCAUGUGAUUGAUCCUACUCUCGACUCCAAAUACAUGGAAGAAAUCAGCAAGGUAUUGAACGUGGCGCUUCAUUGUACCAGUUCCCUUCCUAUAUCUCGCCCUACAAUGAGGAAUGUAGUGAAAAUGCUUCAAGAAGUAACAACAGCUCCCAAAUACAAAAAUACUAACGAUGAUAAAGUCUCUUCAUACCAUGAAGGUCCAUCUUAUAGUAUUAGGGAAGCAUAGUUGAUUUGAGCAAUGUGAUAUAAAAUAGACAGCUUAACUUUAGUGGAUUAUGAGAAGGGUGAAAUUUUGAAGAUCGAUUCUGUUUAGGGGAUAUAUAGUAUACAGCAACUGUCAGAAAUCAUUAGAGCUAAGGCUCUGUUAUAUAAUACAUAUUAACAUGGGAAAGUGAUUGAAUCACUUUAAAAUUUUUCGUAGAAAAUUGUGUGGUAAUCAUCAAUUGGUACCCAACAUAAUUUAUUAUAAAGUUUUUUUGUUUUAAGGUUGUGUAUUGUUUGUUUUACGUGAAACGGUCUAUUCAUCUUUUAAUGUUAUGGAUACAAAAAGUUUAUUACUU
This is a messenger RNA of Abrus precatorius (Indian licorice), 3436 nucleotides long. Its product is annotated as receptor-like protein kinase HSL1. The coding region runs from base 139 to 3102 and encodes 987 amino acids. Gene Ontology annotation, molecular function: protein binding; ATP binding; protein kinase activity. Gene Ontology annotation, biological process: protein phosphorylation; hormone-mediated signaling pathway. The record is from RefSeq and is a predicted model, not a curated record. Gene Ontology annotation, cellular component: plasma membrane. NCBI's taxonomy places the organism in Eukaryota, Viridiplantae, Streptophyta, Magnoliopsida, Fabales, Fabaceae. The transcript has 2 exons.